ACAUUCAAAAAUAAUUAUUUUAAGCCCAUUUUUACUUAUAAUUAUUUCAUAUUUAAUUCUGGCCAUCCCAUCUUCCCAUAUUCUUGCUUCCUGGCCCAGGAUUUAAAAGUUAUUUUGGAGAUUGAGAGGAAAAACGAAUUGCGUUUUGGUGUUCUGUAUUGAAAAAGAAUGGGGCAUUCUGCAGCAGUUUGGGACCAUAGAGCAGCAAUCGAAGUGACAAAGGACUGGAAUGGGAUCGAUCAGGUGGUGCUUCGAAAUCCUCAGGGGGCAUCUGCACGGAUUAGUUUGCACGGAGGACAGGUGAUCUCGUGGCGGAAUGAUCUAGGCGAAGAACUUCUAUUCUCCAGCAGUAAGGCCAUUUUUAAGUCCCCAAAAGCGAUGCGUGGAGGAAUUUCUAUUUGCUUCCCCCAGUUUGGAAGCUGCAGUUCACUUGAACAACAAGGAUUUGCCAGGAACAAAAUUUGGACCAUUGAUGAUGAUGCCCCGCCUUUGCUAAAUUUUGAUAUCCGUGGUAAAUCCUUCGUUGACUUGUUACUCAAACCGGGCGAUGAAGAACCAAAAUGUUGGCCUCAUGCUUUUGAACUUCGGGUUCGAGUGUCUCUGGCAUUGGAUGGAAACCUGGCAGUGAUUUCUCGCGUUAGGAACAUCAAUGGGAAACCUUUUAGUUUCUCAUUUGGGUACCAUACAUAUUUGUCCCUU
Olea europaea var. sylvestris is the source of this 699-nucleotide messenger RNA. Its product is annotated as putative glucose-6-phosphate 1-epimerase. Gene Ontology annotation, biological process: carbohydrate metabolic process. The record is from RefSeq and is a predicted model, not a curated record. The transcript is spliced from 6 exons. Lineage: Eukaryota; Viridiplantae; Streptophyta; Magnoliopsida; Lamiales; Oleaceae. Gene Ontology annotation, molecular function: isomerase activity; carbohydrate binding. The annotation marks the transcript as partial.